Messenger RNA from Oryzias latipes (Japanese medaka), 3715 nucleotides. Its product is annotated as serine/threonine-protein kinase pim-1-like. Gene Ontology annotation, molecular function: protein serine/threonine kinase activity; ATP binding. Gene Ontology annotation, cellular component: cytoplasm. Lineage: Eukaryota; Metazoa; Chordata; Actinopteri; Beloniformes; Adrianichthyidae. Gene Ontology annotation, biological process: protein autophosphorylation; regulation of mitotic cell cycle; negative regulation of apoptotic process. The record is from RefSeq and is a predicted model, not a curated record.
AUGGAGAACGCGCUAUAUAGUGAUUAGGGUGGUCAUUUGGACGCAACCUGGGUUUCUAAAGCACUUUUUGGGGUUUUCUCUCUCUUCUUUCCUCCCUCCUGCAGUGAUGUCCUGUCCACGGGUUAUUGAGCUCCUGGACCUGUGGCCUGCUCUGAAAAUAGAGUCGGAGGUGUAUGCAGAGUUUCAGCGGAUUACAAAUCAGAACCUGCCCAACACUUUUUAUUCUGAACUUGACCAUCAUCUUCCUGGUCGACUUAUGACCCUAUGACCACUUAUGACCAGAUAGAAGGCAUCAAAAACUGGGGGAACUGCAUACGCUCUGGCAGAAAAAAAAAUCACGAUGAGCAGGACAUUCACACCAAGCGCACUACUGUUCUUCACGCCCUGCCUGUUUAUCUGCAUGAGGAUGUCUCUGGAGAUUUAAAACUUGCACAAUGCAGAAGGAGGAGUCUGAUGAGCCAGAGCUUGAUGGUGUCGUAGUGGGGCUUCUUACUGUCAUCAACGACCAUCACACAAGUCCAGUGCACUACGAGCCUGUAGAAAUCCCUGUUGUGAUUGAAAAUGAUGAAGUGGUCAGCCUCCCCAGAUUCUGUGAUGCCUUCCUGUCGAGAGGAAGAAAAUGAAGAAAAAAGGGACGUUCCCGGUGCCAAGUGAGACUCCUGAAUCUGAGCCUUCUCAACAAUCUACCAGCACCCAAGACAACCCCCCAGUGAGAAAACUAAAAAGAAAGAAACAGGAAGACAAAGAGGAAGACAAAAUAAUAGAGCCAAAGAAGGUGAAAACCCCUCUGAAAGAUGAUGGACCAACCAAAAACGCUGAGAGGAAGUCUUUCCCUAGAAAGAAGAAACAGAAGAAAAAACAUCUAAACCAUAAACCGAUUGAGUCUUCUGCACCUGAGCCUUCACAACCCUCUACCAGCACCCAAGACAAGACCCAAGUGACAACACUAAAGAGGAAAAGACAGGAAGACAAAGAGGAAGAAAUAACAGAGCCGAAGAAGAGGAAAACGACUCUAAAAGAUUCCAGUUCCAGUGACGCCGAACAAACUGCAACAUCCUCAGAGAAAACUGAGAUUACCGAUAAAGAUAAAUUUGAAGCCAAAUAUGUGGAAAAAUAUCAAUUUGCUGAAGGAGGUUAUGGUUCCAUUUAUGGUGGCUUUCGGAAAUCUGACAACCUACCAGUAGCCAUCAAGCACAUUUUGAAAUGCUUCAUCAGAAAUAAACAACUGGAUGAUGGCAGUGGAAAAAUGGUUCCUUCUGAAGUGGCCAUAAUGUUAAAAUUACGAGAUGAAUCCAUUCCUUCAGAUGGAAAAGCAGCGCCAGUAGCCCUGUUGGACUGGUAUGACAUCGGCAGAGAAAUCCUCCUGGUCAUGGAGAGACCAAUCCCUUGUGAGGACCUCUUUCAUUACAUUGAUACCAAAGGAGGCACACUGGAAGAAGAAGAAGCCAAGAUCAUAAUGACACAGCUCAUUCGCACAGCCAUCGACCUCGAGGACAGAAAUAUCUUCCACCAAGACAUCAAAACUGAAAACAUCCUCAUUCAAAGCCACUCAAAUACACCACAAGCUCGUCUUAUAGACUUUGGAGUGAGCUGCAUGGCAGAAAAGGAUUCCAUCCUUAGAGGAUUUUCAGGAACUCCUAUAAAUGCCCCCCCAGAAGCCUUUAAAGGCUUUUGUAGCCCAGGGUCAACCACAGUGUGGCAGCUUGGGGUAGUUUUGUAUGAAACCCUCCAUUCCCACGGCGAUUUCUCAACAAUGGAUUUUCUCGAAGGGGAUCUGAUGAUUGACAGUGAACUGUCAGAAGAGUGCCAAGACUUUUUCCAAGCAUGUUUGAAUACUUCUGAAGAACAGCGCCCCUACCUGCAAGAUCUCCUCCACCAUCCAUGGCUCAGAUAAAAGAAAAAGAAAUCACUCAGACUCAGACACACCUACAAACAUGCACACACACACACACACACACACACACACACACACACACACACACAGGGACAGAGAACUCAAAAGUCUGAAAUUUAAAACAGUUUAGAAAUUUCAGCAAAAAUCUUAAACCUAAAUUGACCUUAGAAUAAAUAUGUAAAGGAAAAUGAUAAAUACUAAAGUUUAGCUGCAAGUAGGGGCAGACGAUGGCAAUAUUAUAAAAUUAAAGUUUUUACUCUUAGUGCCACAUAGGCAGAUUUAAAAUUGGAAUUGGUUUAAAAAGUAGCAUUUCCCAUGAUUAUUAGGUCCCGUGUUUACCAACAUUUUUUUUUUUCGGUCUACUUUUGGUUGGAUGUUUGGAAAAACGGCACUACUAGUAGAAACGUAGUAUAGUAUAAUUGAAAAUCCAGAUGGGGUAAAGAUACUGGAAUUAGUUGAAACUGGACAAAAGCUCCUCACUCGCAUUAAAUGUCUUUUGGGUUCUCUGUCCACUGAUUGUGCUAAUGCUGAUUCUCACAGAAAGAUCUGCCUCGUUUUCCUUGUUGCAGUGACCGGGACUCGUCGUUGUUGCAGUGACCAGGACUCGUCGGUGUUGCAGUGACCAGGACUCGUCGGUGUUGCAGUGACCGGGACUCGUCGGUGUUGCAGUGACCAGGACUCGUCGGUGUUGCAGUGACCUUCGUGGAUGCCGUGUGCAGAUCUCCUCCAGAGAGAGUUGGCAGGACCGUCUGAGUCUCACAUUUUGGACUCCUUGGCGUGGUGGUGGUGGUGCUGGUGGGGGGGUUGUUACAGUGUGCUGCUAGCACACUUUUUCUGCAGCUCCUUUAACCCCCCUGCCUUUCCCGAGGGUUCUCCCUAAACUCACAUUGGCCUUCAAGGGAGUCCGACCUCAUCUUCAUAGAGAGCUUGGCAGGAGAGGAGCGUGCUCCACCCAAACCAGGUGGAUUUCAUUGGCAUGAAGGAAAACAUAAAAACUAGGAGGGGACGUGCAAAAACCAGACAAGGCUUUUUAAUUAAUCUAUAAAAACGUAUAAUUGGAAGCUCAAAAAACAAAAAUCGUUUUAAUUAGAAGCGUACUAUGUCUAACAAGGUUGCAUAGUGUUUAAAGAACCAAAAGAUGUUGGGAGGGGGUUGGAGACCACCUCCAGUUAUUGCAGAUCUGACUAUUUUCCCAAAACAAGCCAUAGAAACCACAGUGUUAGCAUUCCAAAUGAGCUUCUACAUGAGGGUGGUAGGGAAUCAGCUAAUUUUACAAAGUCUUUGUAUUUUUCCAGAACAGAUCUCAAAUAAUAAAAGAAUAUUGGACAUAACUGAGAUCAAAUGAGGAUUCAAAUCGCAAAUUCAAAUUCAAUUGCAAAGAAAAACGCAUUAGGAAGGGGCUACCAACACAAACUGAAUACAGGGGGGGGGAAAGAAACUUAGGGACAAGCAAUAUUUUCUGUAGUUAAAACAAAAACACAGAUCUGGUUCCGAUACACGUGUGUGGGUUUUAUCCGGGCCUUUUGGGCUUCUCCCACAUCUUAAAGACGUGUCUCAACGUUUUUAAUUAUUUCAUAGCAUACCGAAACCUAGCUUUUCUUGAUAAAUUGGGAUAUAAAAUUCUUGAGAAGAAUCGGUAAAAAUAGGACCAUCAAACGGCUUUCUACAUGACCUUUUGCAACUCUGACAAAGCAAAAACAAAAUUAGGAGCCUGCCCAAAACCGUACUAGGUCUUCUAAAGCAGAAACAGUGAAUUAAAAAGCACUUGCACGUCCCCUCACUGGUUUUUUUCAAAUUUGGCUUUACAAUUGAUGAAAUAAA